UCAUUUUGUAUAGUUAUUGAUAGUUCACAGUAAUUCAUUGGUUUGAGCUAAUUAUUAUAUGGUCAUGGAAUUAUUGUAUAAAAUAGAUCCUUAAACAGAUUUAUUUGAAUGAAGAGUACAUACAUAGUGACGAAAAAUCCAUUGAUGAAAGCAACAACGAUGAUUUCUCGAUAUAAGAUAUCGAAAAAGAUCACAUCUCUAUGUCGUCUUUUAUCGCAGUUCUUUUAUUUGGCGCGCAAUGCUAGCAGCUGGCAGCAGUUGAUAAAAACUAAAAAAAUGGAAAAAAUUUGCGCUGCUUUGGAGCCGCAAUUUCCUUGCCGCGAAUCGGCAAUCACAACAUUAGCUGAGCUGAUUGGCGACUGCAAUGAGGCUUAUCCGCCAGCCAUUUAUAUAUACGGACACAGCGGCACGGGUAAAACCUCGUUGUCUAAAGCAUUCCUACAACAAUGUCAACAACAGCAAAAGGUGCGAAUUGCUCAGCUGAAUGCCAUCGAAUGCUAUACAACAAAAAUAUUGCUGGAAAAUGUGUUGGAUGCCCUCUCACAGCAAUCUACGAAGCAGCAAUUGGAUACGGAGUCAUUGCGUGCGGAUAAUAUGUUGGAAUUUGUGCAACAGCUACGCCGCUGGCAUGGAAGCACCGCUCGAGGAUUUCUUAUAGCGGUCGACAAUGCGGAACGGCUGCGCGAUAUGGAUGCGAAUGUGUUGCCAGUGCUGUUGCGACUGCAGCAGUUAACAAGUCUCAACCUGUGCGUGUUGCUGCUCUCGCAGCUGCCCUUCGAAAAGUACUACAACAAGACGGGUCUAAGUGAGAUCAUCAGUUUGCAUCUAGCACAGUACAACAAGGCGGAAACGUUGCGCAUACUCAGCAGCGACUACGACCAAAUGCAACGGCAAAUGCUGCAACAAUUGAAGGGAGAUCAGCUGCAACUGGCAGAGCAGGCCUUGACUCCAGAUUUCUAUAGCAACUAUUUGAAUCUCUUUCUAAGCGUCUUCUAUAAGGCUUGCCGCGAUGUGCCCGAGCUGCAGUUGACGGCUCGCAAAUGCUUUGCAAUUUAUUUGCAACCUGUGCUGGAUGGGAGCGUGGAGUGCACAGAUGUAUCUCGUCUCUGGCGGCACAUAGCUGGGCCGUUGCGUUCGGCUCUGACGCAGAUCUACAUGCGCAUAGAGAAACCGCUGGGCGAGCCAGCUGUUGAGGAUCAGAGCGUGCGCAAGCUGGCCCAAUCGCUGGAGCUGCCAUACUAUGGUAAAUUUUUGCUGAUCGCUGCAUUCCUCGCCAGCCACAACUCCGCCAAACAGGACAAGCGACUGUUUGUCAAGCAUCAUGGCAAGCAACGCAAGCGCAUGCAAACGGUCAAUGCCAGAGCCAAGAAUGUUGAGAAGAUGUCCACGACUUUGGGCCCCAAAUCGUUUAGCAUUGAUCGCCUGCUAGCUAUUUUCUAUGCCAUACUGGAUGAGAAGGUGGGCCUCACCUGUAAUCUGCUCUCACAGAUCUCCACGCUGGUGCAUUUAAAGCUACUUAGUUUUGUCUCUGGCGAGCAAAAUAUUAUGGAUGGCUCCGCGAAGCUGCAGUGCACCGUCGGCCUGGAAUUUGUCAUGCACAUUGGCAAAGUCGUGGGCUUCAACGUGCGUCAGUAUCUAUGCGACUUUAUGUAACAUUUCCUUUAGUU
Drosophila hydei is the source of this 1667-nucleotide messenger RNA. RefSeq names its product origin recognition complex subunit 5 (gene Orc5). Lineage: Eukaryota; Metazoa; Arthropoda; Insecta; Diptera; Drosophilidae. Gene Ontology annotation, biological process: DNA replication initiation; DNA replication. The transcript has 2 exons. Gene Ontology annotation, cellular component: nucleus; nuclear origin of replication recognition complex. The record is from RefSeq and is a predicted model, not a curated record. Gene Ontology annotation, molecular function: DNA replication origin binding. Bases 109 to 1653 code for a protein of 514 amino acids.